Eptesicus fuscus (big brown bat) is the source of this 3852-nucleotide messenger RNA. RefSeq names its product T-box transcription factor 3 (gene TBX3). The coding region runs from base 612 to 2837 and encodes 741 amino acids. Gene Ontology annotation, molecular function: RNA polymerase II cis-regulatory region sequence-specific DNA binding; DNA-binding transcription factor activity, RNA polymerase II-specific. The record is from RefSeq and is a predicted model, not a curated record. Lineage: Eukaryota; Metazoa; Chordata; Mammalia; Chiroptera; Vespertilionidae. Gene Ontology annotation, biological process: positive regulation of DNA-templated transcription; cell fate specification; regulation of transcription by RNA polymerase II. The transcript has 8 exons. Gene Ontology annotation, cellular component: nucleus.
UUUUUUUUUUUUUUUUAAGGAGAGAGACUUUUUCCGCUGUCUCGCUGGCGGUUCCAGCCGGGUCCAGCGCCGCUGCAGGCGCCUCCUGCGAGGAAGGGAGAGGAAAAGAGAUAGGAGGGCGGGGGACGAGGAAGGAGAAGAAAAGGUAAAAAAGUCUCCGAGGAGAACCGUUCGGCGUUUGCAACAAAGAACUGGGGGGCUGGGGGCGCGCGGUUCCGGGGACCCAGGGCUGCGGGUCCCUGUGGAGCUGAGCAGCGGGGCUCGGGCGCCAGCCGUCCGCCUGCCCGCGCCUCUCCGCCUCCGAAGCCGACUUGCAGGGGCGGCUUUUUAAACACGCGAGACGCCAGGACAAGUCACCCCGCGACCAUGUCUCCCGAUCGCUCGCCUCGCCCCCUUUAAAAGCGGCAUCCUCCUCCCCCAAAGACACUAAGACACUGAACACCCUCUCUUCGAGGUGCUUUUGUUGUGAUUUUUUUCUCUUCUUUUUUGCCUAUUUUUUUUUUUAAAAAACACACAACAACUAUGUGCUGCUGUUAAUCAAAACAAAACAGCAGCUGCGGACUUGUCCCCGCCGGAGCCCAGCGCCCCGCCCGGAGUGGAGGAAGCUCUCCAUGAGAGAUCCGGUCAUCCCUGGGACAAGCAUGGCCUACCAUCCGUUCCUACCUCACCGGGCGCCGGACUUCGCCAUGAGCGCGGUGCUGGGCCACCAGCCCCCUUUCUUCCCCGCGCUGACUCUGCCUCCCAACGGCGCCGCGGCGCUCUCGCUGCCCGGCGCCCUGGCCAAGCCGAUCAUGGAUCAGUUGGUGGGGGCGGCCGAGACCGGCAUCCCUUUCUCGUCCCUGGGGCCCCAGGCGCAUCUGAGGCCUCUGAAGACCAUGGAGCCCGAGGAAGAGGUGGAGGACGACCCCAAGGUGCACCUCGAGGCCAAAGAACUUUGGGAUCAGUUCCACAAGCGGGGCACGGAGAUGGUCAUCACCAAGUCGGGAAGGCGAAUGUUCCCCCCCUUUAAAGUGAGGUGUUCUGGGCUGGAUAAAAAAGCCAAGUAUAUUUUGUUGAUGGACAUUAUCGCCGCCGAUGACUGUCGAUACAAAUUUCACAAUUCUCGGUGGAUGGUGGCGGGUAAGGCGGACCCUGAAAUGCCAAAGAGAAUGUACAUUCACCCGGACAGCCCGGCUACCGGGGAGCAGUGGAUGUCCAAAGUUGUCACUUUCCACAAACUGAAACUCACCAACAACAUUUCGGACAAGCAUGGAUUUACUUUGGCCUUCCCAAGCGAUCACGCAACGUGGCAGGGGAAUUAUAGUUUUGGUACUCAGACUAUACUCAACUCCAUGCACAAAUACCAGCCCCGAUUUCAUAUCGUGAGAGCCAAUGACAUCCUGAAACUUCCAUAUAGCACAUUUCGGACGUACUUGUUCCCAGAAACCGAAUUCAUCGCUGUGACAGCAUACCAGAAUGAUAAGAUAACCCAGUUAAAAAUAGACAACAACCCUUUCGCAAAAGGAUUCCGGGACACUGGGAAUGGCAGGAGAGAGAAAAGAAAACAGCUCACCCUCCAGUCCAUGAGGGUGUACGAGGACCGACACAAGAAGGACAACGGCACCUCUGACGAGUCCUCCAGCGAGCAGGCGGCCUUCAGCUGCUUCGCCCAGUCCUCCUCCCCGGCUGUGUCCACUGUUGGGACCUCCAACCUCAAAGAUCUGUGUCCCAGCGAGGGCGAGAGCGACGCCGAGGCCGAGAGCAAAGAGGAGCACGGCCCGGAGGCCUGCGACGCGGCCAAGAUCUCCACCACCACGUCGGAGGAGCCGAGCCGCGACAAGGGCAGCCCCGCGGCCAAGGCGCACCUCUUCGCGGCCGAGCCCGGCGGCCGGCCCCGGGACAGCGGGCGGCUGGACAAGGCGUCGCCCGACUCGCGCCACAGCCCGGCCACCAUCUCGUCCAGCACCCGCGGCCUGGGCGCCGAGGAGCGCCGGAGCCCGGGCCGCGAGGGCGCCGCCACGUCCAAGGCCGAGGAGGCGCGCGCGCUGCCGGCCAAGGAGGCCUUCGCGCCGCUCACGGUGCAGACGGACGCGGCCGCCGCGCACCUGGGCCAGGGCCCCCUGCCCGGCCUCGGCUUCGCCCCGGGCCUGGCGGGCCAGCAGUUCUUCAACGGACACCCGCUCUUCCUGCACCCCAGCCAGUUCGCCAUGGGGGGCGCGUUCUCCAGCAUGGCCGCGGGCAUGGGGCCCCUGCUGGCCACCGUGUCCGGGGCCUCCACCGGCGUGUCGGGCCUGGAUUCCACGGCCAUGGCCUCCGCCGCGGCGGCGCAGGGACUGUCGGGGGCGUCUGCCGCCACCCUGCCCUUCCACCUCCAGCAGCACGUCCUGGCCUCGCAGGGCCUGGCCAUGUCGCCCUUCGGAAGCCUGUUCCCUUACCCCUACACCUACAUGGCCGCCGCGGCCGCCGCCUCCUCCGCCGCGGCCUCCAGCUCCGUGCACCGCCACCCCUUCCUCAACCUGAACACCAUGCGCCCGCGCCUGCGCUACAGCCCCUACUCCAUCCCCGUGCCGGUCCCCGACAGCAGCAGCCUGCUCUCCACCGCGCUGCCGUCCAUGGCCGCGGCCGCGGGGCCCCUGGACGCCAAAGCCGCCGCGCUGGCCGCCAGCCCGGCCUCGGUGGCCGUGGACUCGGGCUCGGAACUCAACAGCCGCUCCUCCACGCUCUCCUCCAGCUCCGUGUCCUUGUCGCCCAAGCUCGGCCCCGAGAAAGAGGCGGCCACGAGCGAACUGCAGAGCAUCCAGCGGCUGGUCAGCGGCCUGGAGGCCAAGCCCGACAGGUCCCGCAGCGCGUCCCCGUAGGCCCCUCCCCAGCAGAGGCUCUUCAUUCCAGUCCCGUCCCGUCUGCAGUGCACUUUGUGGGAUGAAAACUACACCCCCCCCCGGGCGCGCGGUGGGGUGAGCCCGGCUCGGGGCGGUCCUGCCGGGGAGGGGUUGCCGGAUUCCCCGGAGAGAAUGUGCUAGAAACAAGCCCUGUCGCCCUGGCGUGGUGGGUGCACCCGGGACCUGGUGCAGGUUCUGGGGCUCGGAAACGUCUGUGGCACGGAGCCGCUGGGGGUGGGAGCUCAAGCGCGUCUGCCCAGAGCACCUCCAGGAGGCUGGCCUGGGAAGGAAAAGGUAGCCAGGCCCACGGGGUGGGGGGUGGGGGGGUGUUGAAAAGUGUCUCUCCCAGUGCAGAUUUAUAUAUAUAUAUUUUUUCCUUCACCGUGUCCAGUGGAAACAAAAACAAAUAAAAUUUAAAAAAAUAUAUACCGGGGGCAAAGGAGUACAUUGACAUGAUUCUGUUUGUGAAAGAUGAAAACUUUUUAGUGACUUGCGUAUCAGUUCUCAAUAAAGGACUAAGCAGCGUUGUUUCGGGGUGGGGGUGGGGAGCCCCUGCCCGCCUGGUUUAGUCUCUCUCAAGGUAAUCUGUGUCUUUUUAAUAUUGUGAUGUUUUAAGAGCCACUGUAGGCCUCUUCUUGCAUGUCCCACAGCGAUGUACUUGUGGUUUUUCCUUUUGAAUGCUUGCUUUUAGAGGGGAAAGAACAUGGUCCCACGCCCCUUCCCCAGCUCUCAGUUGGCGGCGGAUUUAAAGGGGAAGGGGUGGGGAAGACACACGAAAAAAAAAUGAGUUUAUUUUAUCUAAGCUCCGGAGCAGGAUUCCUGCCUGUCACUCUCUGGCGGUUCUUUCUCUUUCCUGUAUAUGCAAUAACAAGGUUUUAAAAAAAAAUAAUAAAGAAGAAGCGAGACUAUUAGCAAAGUAUUUAUGUAAUUAUUUGAUAACUCUUGUAAAUAGAUGGAAUAUGAAUGCUCGGAAAAUUAAACUUUAAUUUAUUGA